Messenger RNA from Mya arenaria, 3173 nucleotides. Its product is annotated as mediator of DNA damage checkpoint protein 1-like. Gene Ontology annotation, biological process: positive regulation of transcription initiation by RNA polymerase II. The transcript is spliced from 13 exons. Lineage: Eukaryota; Metazoa; Mollusca; Bivalvia; Myida; Myidae. The coding region runs from base 1 to 2937 and encodes 978 amino acids. Gene Ontology annotation, cellular component: nucleus. The record is from RefSeq and is a predicted model, not a curated record.
AUGGGACCAGGGCCAUCAGAAUUUUGGUCGAGACGACAGGAAAAAGCAAAGACAUCAAAUGAAAGCACUAGAAAAAAGAAAGGCAAACCAGCUGAAGACCAAGAGGGUCAGAAUGAAGCGGAUGAGAAAGAAAAGAAAACUGCUAACGAGGAAGCUGCAACCCAAGUGUAUGCAUCUGACAGUGAAAGUGAAGCCACACAGAAGUUUGGAGUAGUUGAUGACGAUGCAACACAAGAUCUGGAUGAGGUCACAGAUAUUUCUCAGACCCCACCGGUGCCUGAAGUGAUUGUCAGCCCCAGUAAAACACCCUUAAAGUCAGCUCUAGCCAGCCCGGAGAAGAGAAAAGGCAGCCCUUCACCCAAGAAGGUUGCCUUUGUCAAACGGGGUUCAGAGACCAGUUCAGAGUCCAGUCAGGAAACCAGGUCUAGUAGAAGAAGAAGUAAAGUUGCUGUAGUAGCACCAGGCAAAAGUUCAGCAGAACCUGUAUCAAAUUCUAUUAAAACAAAAACAUUAUCAAAAGCUCCUGUAAGUUCUACAAGAAGAGGCAGGCGUUCAACUGCUAAAUUAGUAGAGGAAGAACCAAUGGAGAUGGAUUGUGAGAUAAAGGUUGAAACAUCUGAAGAUGCAAAAGUUAAAGAAGAAGUAACUUCUCAUAAAGAAAAACCAACAAGAAGAGGUGGAAGAUCAAAACAAGCUAAAGCAAAUGUUAAAGCUGAAGAUGGUUUUGGUGAAGUUAGUGCAGCUGAUGAGUCUAAAACUGAGCCUGAAACUUUUGAUAAAGUAGUAGCUAGAAGAGGCAAGAGAAUGGUAAAGGUUGAGAAGGACACUAAAGACUUAGUAAGUGCUGAUUUAGAAAAGGUUGAAACCAGUGAAGUUGAUAAAGUAGGUGCCAGGAGGGGCAAGAGUAAUGUAAAGAUUGAAAAGGACACGGAAGAGUUAGAGAGUGCUGAUUUGGAAAAGGUAGGCAAAAGUAUUAUGAAAAUUGAGAAAGAUACUGAUGAGUUAGUUGACACUAAUUCGGAAAAGGGUGAAACGAGUCAAGUUCAUACAGUGGGUCCUAGAAGAGGUAAAAGAGGUAUAAACAAAAAGAAAAAUACUGAGUUAAAGAGUUCUGAUAUGGAAAUAGCAGAAACCAGUGAAGUACCAGUUAAAAAAUCAAGAAGAGGUGGAAAGCUAGAUGAAACUAAGGAUGAAGAACCAAGUGCAACAAAUGUUGAGAAAAGGAAAAGUAAAAUUAUGAUGAUAGAAAAGAUAGAAGAUAAAUGUGAUGAGAAAGAAAGUGAUAAUGAAAUAAAGGUUCACAGCAACGAUAAACCUGGCAGAGGAAAUAAACAGACUCGAGGUAGAUUGAAUAAAGCAGAAUCUGAGAGUGAGACUGCUAAUAAAAACAAAGUGGAAAUAACAAAUAGAAGAGGAACAAGAAAGAAUGUGUCUGAAAAUCCUGAUGCUGUUGAUGAUGGUGCAAUAGAAGAAAAGGCAGUAAUAACCGGCUCGAAAAGAGCAAGUAGAAGUAAAGUAAGAACAGAUGAUGUUGAUAAAGCAACACAUGUUGAUGAAAGUGUGGAGAGAAAAGGCAAACGGGUAACAAGAAAUAAGACAUCAGAGGAGGAUGAAAGUUCAUUAAGUGAUGGUAAACAAGGUAGUAGUGGCAAAGCUAAUACAUCUAGAGAUAGAGCAACUAGUUCCAAGGGAGUAGAAGAGAAAACUGAAGCCGAAGUGGAAGCACAUGAAGACACUGAAGUUAUAAUAGAAAAAGUAGGAAGAGGAAAAACUAACACUAGAACUAAACAAAAAAUAGUUGAAUCUCAGGAAGACACAAAGGAUAAUAUUAAAUCCCAAGAUGAUAGUGAACAUAAAGUUACUUCAGGAAGAAAAGGCAGAAGUGUAAGAUCAAAACAGAAGCCUGUCGAAAAUAUUGAACAAUCAGACAAUUCAGAAAAUUCUUCUCAAGAUAGUAUAAGGGGUAAUAGGAGAACUAGACAAGUAAAAGAGGAAAGCUCUGAUAAAAAUGAAGUAGAAGCAGUUGGAAAACGCAAUGGAGGACAGAAGAGAAAAGAAAGUGACAGUGAUUCACAAAAGAGUGAGGAAGAGAAGCCGGACAAGAGACAGAAAACCGAGGCAGCAGCCACUCCAGCCUCCAAGAGGAGGUCCAGGAAUCUGGCUGAAACACCUAAACACCUACAUAAACGGGUGUCAGCUGUGUAUACUCCAAAGUCAACUGGUAAAUCAGUCGUCAGUGAAGUGACAAACUCUCCGACCUUGAGAAAAACCACAACUGAAGGUCAUCGAGCCAAGGUCAUGUUUACAGGAGUUGUAGAUGAACAGGGAGAAAAGAUAGUUAAAGAUCUAGGUGGGGAGCUAGUAGGUGAUGUUACCAUGGUGACUCACUUAGUGACAGACCAGGUGCGUCGGACCAUGAAGUUCUUGUGCUGUGUCGCACGCGGAGUCCCGAUAGUUUCCCCUGAAUGGCUCAAGGCAAGCAAGGACAGCGGAAUGUUUCUGGACCCAACUCCAUUCUUGGUAAAAGACGAUGCUUCGGAAAAGAAGUACAAGUUUAUCCUUCACCUUUCCCUGGAUCGAGCCCGAGACAAGCCCAUGUUACAGGGGAUGUCAGUGCAUGUCACGAAGUCUGUGAAACCCCCGGCCACAGUUAUGAAAGAUAUAUUGCAGUGUGCUGGUGCAAAGUAUCUAGCCAGCAUGCCCAAGUCAGCCUCCAGUGAGACGGUGGUGGUUUCUUGCGAUGAAGACAGGGGAGUUUGUGAUCAUGCAGUGAAAAAUGGAGUACAGGUUGUCUCCCCUGAGUUUGUGCUCUCUGGCAUUCUUCGACAGGAGGUGGACAUUACUUCAUAUCGCUUAUUCCACAAGAGCAACGGUAAACGAAAUGGAGGGGCCAUCUCAACAGGACCAGAAACUGCAAACAAGAAAAGAAAAAGAUGAUGGACUAUCUCAAAAUUUUCAAUUAUUCAAUGCCUUAUGUAUUUUUAUCUUUGUUUAUUUUUUUUAUCAAAAUGUUCCAUUUAGCAAUUUGAUUACAUAUUUUAGUUGAACUCUUUAACAAAACUGUUUAUUGUCAUUGCAUCUAUUUUUAAUGUAUCACAUUUUACCUGAAAUAUCAGAUCUCUAAAAUAUAUUUUGGUCUUCAUUUUCAUUGCUGGUUAUGUCAUUUUAUUGAA